Molecule: messenger RNA, 688 nt
Organism: Platichthys flesus (European flounder)
Lineage: Eukaryota; Metazoa; Chordata; Actinopteri; Pleuronectiformes; Pleuronectidae
Product: urotensin-2-like
Exons: 4
Coding region: 66-455 (129 amino acids)
Biological process (GO): blood vessel diameter maintenance; regulation of blood pressure
Cellular component (GO): extracellular region
Molecular function (GO): hormone activity
Source: RefSeq, a predicted model, not a curated record
GUCUUCUUCUUUCCUGCCUGACGACCUCCAGAAGAGUCAGAGCGACUUCCAGCCGCAGCGUGACCAUGAAGUGUAACCAUCUCCUGUCCUGGGCCUUCCUGCUCGCCGCCUCCGGCCCGGCGCUGGGCCACCCCAUCACAGAGUCUGCUGAGAUGCCCUAUCCUGGACCUGCGUCAUUAGAGGAACGAGGAGUCGGCUCCCUGGAUGAUCUCUCUCUCUCCGAGCAGAACUACCCCCCUCAGGACGGAGCUGGUCUCAGAUACGCCACCCUCAUAUCUGGGGAGAUCAACAGAGACGGUGUGAGAACAACAGGCCUGUUUCCCAGAGGCAUGAAGAGAGAGGUUCUACUGGAGAAACAAAGUCUCCUGAAUCCGUUCAGCCACGUGUUCGGGAUCCGGAAGCAGUUCAGGAAGAGAGCGGGGACCACUGAGUGUUUCUGGAAAUACUGUGUUUAAAACGUCACUUAACGCUACACACAAGAAACAGGGCUCAUACAAAAACACGUGCAGACAAAAUCCACAUCAUGCUUGUUUGUGCACAUUUGCCAAGUUCAUGUUCUCACACACACAUAGAAGCAGGAAUGAUUGGGACAUGUUGCUUCAGUUCAGGACGUUUAUUCAUUUUACUUCUACAUUUAGAAACUACAUUUGUGAUCAAAGUCUCUCUGAGUGAUGUGAAAGGUUAAAGC